AUGCUGGACUCCUCGGUGGCAGAUCGGUUGACUCGGCUGACCCUGAAACUCCUGGAGAAGAAACUGAAGCAAGAGCGCGAGGAUGUGGAAGCGGAUUCUGAGGACCCCCAUCUCACGCCCGGAAAUGAGGAUGGGCCAGAGGCCGCCCUGCGGAGCGCUCUGAGGAUGAGGAAGGACCUUCUGCAGAGACUCUGGGAACAGCACCUCCUGGAAGAGGUCUCCCGGGCCCGUGCCUGGAGGGGGCUGGACGGAGGAGCCCGUGGGUCAGUGCGGCCCCCAGAGGUGCCCCCCGUGGGUGUCCACCCCGCUGUCUCCCCGGCCCCACCCACCCUGGACCCACCACAGAUCACCCAACACCCAGCACCCCCACCUCCCACCGCCAUCAUCCAGCAGCUGCCUCAGCAGCCACUCGUCGCACAGAUCCCCCCUCCCCAGGCCUUCCCCACUCAGCAGUCAGGAAGCAUCAAGGAAGACAUGGUGGCGAUGAUGCUGAUGCAGAGCGCGCAGAUGCACCAGAUCCUCACACAGAACCUGAUGCUUAGAGCCCUGCCCCCAUCAGCACUGGCGCCCGCGCCCCUGCGCCUCCCCGCACAGGACCCGCAGUGGGCUCGCCCCGCCGCCCUGCGAGCCAAGAGGCAGAAGCCGCCCUCUGUGUACCACCAUUACCACUACGCGCCCCCAGCCCCGCUGCAGGCCAGCCCCACGCCUGGCUCCCCAGCGGGUUACUCCACGUGGCCCCCGGUGGUCUCCACCACUGCCCUCCCUCCUGCUGCCAGCUUCCUGCCCACCGUGUGGCACGUGGCCGGUCCCUUAGUGGCCGCCCUUAGCACCUACAGCAGGAGCCUGGGGAGGCCUUGCCAGCUCCCGAGGGAGGGGGUGGGGGUGCGAGGGGAGCUGCCCGAGGCGUGGGUCAUUUGUCCAGCCCAGCAGGGGAGGGCCCAGUAUAAGCCCGGCUGUGAGGGCCCCCACCGAGCCCUGGCGCUGCCCAGCGAGGAGAGGGCCGGGGCCUGGGAGCCUGAGUGCAGCUCGUCUCGACAGACGGCCGGUGUCUUGUUAAAUGUGCAGUUAAACGUCUGA
This is a messenger RNA of Mesoplodon densirostris (Blainville's beaked whale), 1077 nucleotides long. RefSeq lists its product as uncharacterized. The coding region runs from base 1 to 1077 and encodes 358 amino acids. Lineage: Eukaryota; Metazoa; Chordata; Mammalia; Artiodactyla; Ziphiidae. The transcript is spliced from 10 exons. The record is from RefSeq and is a predicted model, not a curated record.